Molecule: messenger RNA, 1170 nt
Organism: Colletotrichum phormii
Lineage: Eukaryota; Fungi; Ascomycota; Sordariomycetes; Glomerellales; Glomerellaceae
Product: glycoside hydrolase superfamily
Exons: 3
Coding region: 1-1170 (389 amino acids)
Biological process (GO): glucan catabolic process
Cellular component (GO): extracellular region
Molecular function (GO): hydrolase activity, hydrolyzing O-glycosyl compounds; cellulose binding
Source: RefSeq, a predicted model, not a curated record
AUGAAGGGACUCAUCCUCAGUACCGCUCUCGUCAGCGGAGCCAUGGCCGCGGCCGGCCCCUACAUGCCCUGCGGCGGCAAGGGAUUCACUGGCGAGACGACCUGCGUGUCCGGUUACACGUGCACAGUCCAGAACGAUUACUACAGCCAGUGCGUCCAAGGAAGCGCCGGCGGCGCCGCUGCUUCGUCCUCGAAGGCUGCUGCCCCUACGUCCGCGUCCGCCCCUGCUGCGUCUGCUUCUUCAACCCCCGUCAAGAGCGGAAAGUUCAGGUGGUUCGGUGUCAACCAGUCCGGUGCUGAGUUCGGUACCGGUGCUAUUCCCGGUGUCGUUGGCAAGGACUACAUCUUUCCCGACACCAACUCCAUCACGACACUGAUGAACGAUGGAUACACGACCUUCCGUGUCAGCUACCUCAUGGAGCGUCUCGUCCCCAGCGGUCUCACUGGCUCAUUCGACGCCGCCUACCUCGCCGGCCUGACCAAGGCCAUUGAGCACAUCACCUCCUCCGGCGGCUACGCCGUCCUCGACGCCCACAACUACGGCCGCUUCCAGAACAACAUCAUCACCGACACCGCCGCCUUCAAGACCUACUUCACCAACCUGGCGACGCAGUUCAAGUCCAACGCCAACGUCGUUUUCGACACCAACAACGAGUACAACUCCAUGGACCAGGACCUCGUCCUGAAGCUCAACCAGGCCGCCAUUGACGGUAUCCGUGCCACCGGCUCCACAAACUGGAUCUGGGCCGAGGGUAACUCCUGGACCGGUGCCCACAGCUGGACGAGCGUCAACGACAACAUGAAGGGCCUGACGGAUCCCCUCGACAAGACCGUCUACGAGAUGCACCAGUACCUCGACAGCGACAGCAGCGGUACUUCCGCCGACUGCGUUUCCGCCACCAUUGGUGUUGAGCGUGUCAAGGACGCCACCGCGUGGCUCCGCACCAACAAGAAGGUCGGUGUUCUCGGCGAGUUCGCUGGCGGCGCCAACGCCCAGUGCAAGGAGGCCGUCGCCGGUCUGCUCGACUACCUCCAGGAGAACAGCGACGUGUGGCAGGGGGCGACAUUCUGGGCCGCGGGCGCGAUGUGGGGCUCGUACAUGUUCUCAUUUGAGCCCGAGACGGGCACUGGAUACAACUACUACAACGAGUUGUUGAAGACCUACCAGUAG